Triticum turgidum subsp. durum (durum wheat) is the source of this 855-nucleotide messenger RNA. The record is from the annotation of a GenBank genome assembly. Lineage: Eukaryota; Viridiplantae; Streptophyta; Magnoliopsida; Poales; Poaceae.
AUGAUAAUCAUAAUCUUGUCGCAGAUCAACCACCGGAACAUCGUGAGGUUACUUGGCUGUUGCCUGGACAUAGAUGUCCCAAUGUUGGUCUACGAGUUCGUCGCCAACGGGACGCUGUAUGAUCUUCUUCACGGCAGUCCUGAUCACAAUCCUUCACCAAUUCCAUUCGAUCUCCGCCUGAAGAUUGCAACACAAUCAACAGAAGCUCUUGCGUACUUGCACUCAUCAACAUCUCGCACGAUUCUACAUGGGGAUGUCAAAUGUUCCAACAUUCUAUUGGAUGAUCAGCAUGAUGCCAAGGUUGCGGACUUUGGGGCAUCGGCGCUCAAGUCCAUGGAUGAAAGUGAGUUCAUCAUGCUUGUCCAGAGAACCCUUGGCUACCUCGACCCCGAGAGCUUCAUGAGCCACCUCCUCAGUGACAAGAGCGAUGUCUACAGCUUUAGGGUCGUUCUCCUCGAGCUGUUGACGAGAAAGAAAGCUCUAUACACUGAUUACAACUCCAGCGAGAAGAGAUCAUUGUCCCAUAAUUUUCUCCUUAUGUUUCGCCAAAACAAGCACCAAACAAUGCUGGAUUCUGAGAUCACAGAUGAUGAUGCGGCCAUGGUGGUCGUCGAGAAGCUUGUCAUCCUCACUGUUGACUGCCUGAGUGUGAGAGGGGAGGACAGACUGACGAUGAAGGAAGUCGCGGAGCGGCUGCGGGUGCUUUGGAGACACCAGAUACAUGCUUCCGGUGCUGGCGAAAACGGUUGUGAGUUUGAUAGCAACUAUGGAAUAUGGCCGUCAUCUGUAAUUCUUCCUUUGGACGAGAUGACAGACGGAAGCUUGGAGAUGUGCAAACUGGUGCGGGACAUAUAG